Molecule: messenger RNA, 1422 nt
Organism: Sinocyclocheilus anshuiensis
Lineage: Eukaryota; Metazoa; Chordata; Actinopteri; Cypriniformes; Cyprinidae
Product: melanocortin-2 receptor accessory protein 2A
Exons: 3
Coding region: 429-1073 (214 amino acids)
Biological process (GO): protein localization to plasma membrane; regulation of adenylate cyclase-activating G protein-coupled receptor signaling pathway
Cellular component (GO): endoplasmic reticulum; plasma membrane
Molecular function (GO): type 4 melanocortin receptor binding; type 3 melanocortin receptor binding; corticotropin hormone receptor binding
Source: RefSeq, a predicted model, not a curated record
CUAAGCGUAUAAUUAUUAUAAAUGUAAAAAAAUAUAUAGGCUGUAAAAUAUUGAAAGAAAGAGGCGCGUGAAAUCUCUCCAUUCACACGCGAGCUGAUGGAUGUGAGAGAUGCGUGAUCUCAUUAUAUAUUCAGUACAUUCUCUCGAGACCACUGGAGACCUCACGAGCAGCGGUGAUACUUACAGAACGCCCACCUACACCACAUUUUUGUCUUUGACUUUUGCCUUGGAGCACGCAGACGUGAGAUGAUCGCAGGAUAAGGUUGAAUUCAUUGGCAGUAUCGGUGUUAAAACAGCUGCUUACGUUCUCAGCUCUGAAUGCAGCAGAUGAUUGUGUUGCGUGGACCGCGCGCACUGACUGCUGUGAGAAACUGUGAUGUAUCUUUCCCCUAAGCGCUGUUAUUAUCAGUUUUGAUCUGUGAUUUAAGAUGCCGAGGUUCCAGCAUUUAAACAGCACUAGUAUGCCAAAUCACAAUUAUGAAUGGAGCUACGAAUACUACGACGACGAAGAGCCCGUGUCUUUUGAGGGACUCAAAGCACAUCGAUAUUCCAUUGUGAUCGGCUUUUGGGUGGGUCUAGCAGUUUUUGUAAUUUUUAUGUUUUUUGUUCUGACUCUUCUGACCAAAACAGGAGCACCACACCCAGAGGUCGCGGAGCCUUAUGAGAAACGAAUGCGUCUCACAAGCUGCGCCGAGGGUCUGGGUUGCCAACGUGAGGCAGACGCCCGAACGGGUCUCUCUCGCCCAUUGCUGGAAGAGUCCCGGUCUCUUUUUCAGUGUUACAUUAAUGAAGAAGAGCGAGAAGGAGGCAGGGCCACUGCUGGUGCUGCCCACGGACGUACGGGCAGCGGCGACUCCAGAGACCAGGUGGAAACGGUCGGACUAGUCGUGCAAAAUAUGGUCAUGGAGACCAGGGCAGAACGAGAGGCGACGCUCCUGGCGCAUUUUAACAUCCCCAACUUUGUGAACUCAGAACUGAGCUCUGCAUUGGGGGAUGAAGAUUUACUACUGGGCGAUCCACCGAUCAUAAUGGAGGAGGCCCGUCCGCGCUGUACCCAUCAUAUCAUUGACUAAACCACCAGUUUGAAGAUGGGCUUUUUUCACUCAUCAUGACUCCAUUAUUGUCUUCAACUCAGCCUAUGAUCUCUGAAAAUGGAGAGUGAUGGUGUUUUGCUUCAAAAGCUCUGCUUUUGCAGUGCAAACUUUAAGGCUGAGCUAUUUUCUGACAUCUGGGUUCAGUGAUGCAUCUGCUACAGUGAUGCAUAAUGUCAGUCUGAGAGUUAAAAAAAGAUGGGAUUGCAUGAAUGGGAUUUGGCGAAUGUGUUCUUGACAGCAGCGACAGCAUGCUAAAAGACUGUUGGGAAGCCUGUGUUUAGAAAAAGCUAGAUAUUUAAAAGGUCAUGAAACCCCCCGUUUCAGCACU